This is a messenger RNA of Drosophila rhopaloa, 1275 nucleotides long. Its product is annotated as lipase 3. The coding region runs from base 1 to 1275 and encodes 424 amino acids. Gene Ontology annotation, molecular function: hydrolase activity, acting on ester bonds. The record is from RefSeq and is a predicted model, not a curated record. Lineage: Eukaryota; Metazoa; Arthropoda; Insecta; Diptera; Drosophilidae. Gene Ontology annotation, biological process: lipid metabolic process. The transcript is spliced from 3 exons.
AUGUCAAGAUUUCACAUUGGUGUCGCCGCUACCUUGGUGGGGAUUUUCCUGGGUACAAUUGCCCAAGGUGCUCCUCUUUCUAAUGAUCCUUUAGGGGUCACCAACUUCUAUAAUUUGUUUAACAAUCCCGAUGCACAUCUGUCUUUGGCUAAUGCUCCCGACACCAUUCAUUUUAUCGAAGAUCAUGGUUAUCCAGCAGAGCGACAUUAUGUAACGACUGAAGAUGACUAUAUCGUCAGUCUCUUCCGCAUUCCAUACUCACAUAACCUGAAGAACCAGGAUGAAAAGAAGCCUAUCGUAUUCAUACAGCAUGGUCUCUUUGCCAGCUCCGAUUUUUGGCCAGCUUUGGGACCGGAUGAUGGUCUUCCCUUCCUGCUCUCUGAUGCUGGAUACGAUGUUUGGAUGGGCAACGCUCGGGGGAACAGGUACUCCAGGAACCACACUUCCCUCUCCACAAAGCAUCCGAGCUUCUGGCGCUUCAGUUGGCACGAGAUUGGAUACUAUGACAUCGCCGCUGCCAUCGAUUACACUUUGUCCACGGAGAAUGGAGAGGGUCAGGAGGGCAUCCACUAUGUGGGUCACUCACAGGGCACCACGGUUAUGUUUGUCCUGAUGUCUUCUCGACCGGAAUAUAACAAGAAGAUCAAGACGGCCCAUAUGCUGGCUCCGGUGGCCUUUAUGGAUCACAUGGAGAAUGUUCUGGUCAAUUCCUUGUCUCCUUAUCUAGGCUUCAACAAUGCAUACUCCACGGUUUUCUGCUCACAGGAGUUUCUGCCCCAUAAUGAUUUCGUCCUUGCACUAAUGUAUAGUGUUUGUCUUCCGGGAUCGAUUGUUUCCAGCUUUUGCAGCACCAGUAAUGAAACCACUGUUGAACAGGGGCGAACCAAUUCGACCGCCAGUUCCUUGACGUCUGGUUCGAUGCCCGCUGGUGUCUCCACAGAUCAAAUUCUACAUUAUCUGCAAGAACAUCAAUCUGGACAUUUCCGUCUGUUCGACUUUGGAACCAAAAAGAAUCUAAAGAUGUAUGGAACCGAAACCCCGCCCGAUUAUCCAACUGAGCUGAUUACAACUGAAAUGCACCUGUGGUAUUCGGAUAACGAUGACAUGUCUGCAGUUGAGGAUGUUCUAAGGGUGGCGGAAACUUUGCCCAACAAGGUGAUGCACCAUAUGGAGGAUCCACUGUGGGAUCAUAUGGACUUUGCCUACAACUGGGAGGUACGACAGUACAUCAGUGAUCCGAUUAUAGCCAUCCUGAACGAUUUCGAGGGGAAGUGA